Molecule: messenger RNA, 587 nt
Organism: Triticum dicoccoides
Lineage: Eukaryota; Viridiplantae; Streptophyta; Magnoliopsida; Poales; Poaceae
Exons: 1
Coding region: 41-493 (150 amino acids)
Source: RefSeq, a predicted model, not a curated record
UAGCUACGUACGCAGCGCCUUCGCCGAAACCCUGACCAAAAUGGCACGGUACUCGCGCGCUUGGCUCAUGCUGCUUCUUCUCGCGUGUGCUCUUGUGCAGAGCUCUUACGGCUCGAGACCGUCUCCCCGGGAGCGGCUUAACCCCGGGGUAAUGUCUCCGAAGAUGGUUCACGGCGCCGCCGAACCGCGCCGUCUCGACGACCGGGCGACUGAAGUCCGCCCUUCCACGCCGGAGGGUGCGACCGGUGGCGGUCAUCAAGGAGCAAACGCUGACGAUUAUGCUAUCGCAACUUCGGCGCUGGGCGGGGGCCGUGUCGUGCCGGAGCAGAGGAAGGGUUCAGGGGCGCCGGUGCUGCCGCAGGCGCUGGAAAAGAUGCUGGGCUCGAAGCUGGCGCGCCGGUUCCUGGGAGGGGAGGCGGAGGACUCGGCGGCCGGGCCGUCGUGCCACUCCAACAACGCGCACAAUACUUGUGCCCCGCCGGCGCAGCACUGACAGGGCCGGGUGCUGCUUGCACUAGUUCGGGAGCUAGCUAGCCCCAGCUGAUUCCUUCGCCCCUUGAUGCUUUCAUGUAAACUAACGGUAGCUC